Messenger RNA from Cyprinus carpio (common carp), 1556 nucleotides. Its product is annotated as methylmalonic aciduria and homocystinuria type D homolog, mitochondrial-like. Gene Ontology annotation, biological process: cobalamin metabolic process. NCBI's taxonomy places the organism in Eukaryota, Metazoa, Chordata, Actinopteri, Cypriniformes, Cyprinidae. The record is from RefSeq and is a predicted model, not a curated record. Gene Ontology annotation, cellular component: mitochondrion.
CUUUACAAGCUGCCGUUGUUACGUAAAUAAAGGUUAACCCAAGCUAACAGCUAACGUCAAUCUCACAAAGUUCAGCGCCUGUUAAGCUCUUCUCUAAACAAAGUUUUGGACAUAUUUUGCAAUCAUCCAUGUUUUCUUGUGAGGUGAACUGUAAACAAGAGAAGCCUAACAGGAUGACCAGUGUGCUCUGCAGCAGAGCUCGGCUGGUGACAUACCUGCCAGGGCUUCAUGUUCUAGUUCAUCGUGUUGUUGGAGCCAGGACUUUCUCCGGGGCGUCCGGCUCAGAUGUGACAAACCUUCACAGCAGUACCCCUGACACUGCACAAAGGACAGUGUUGCUGGACGAGACCAUGGGCCCGUUCGGACCUCAGGAUAAGGGUUUCCAGUUGCCGGGUAACAUGGGUUUUGACUGUCAUUUGGAGGGUCCAGUGGAGCAGAGGACCUCAGCGAUCCGCGGCGUGAUGCCAGACGUGCUCACUGCUCAGUCCAGCAGCGAGAGGCACAGCUUCAUCCUAGCCCAGUUCAUCAAUGAGCUUCAUGAAAGUGAUAAAACAUCCACAGAACAGAACGUGGAUAAAGCAGAGCACUUCUUCGAUCAUUCCAGUGUGGAGUGUGCCAUUCAGUCUUGCCCUGAAUUGUUAAAGAAAGAUUUUGAGUCCAUGUUCCCUGAGGCCCCGUCGACCGCCAUGAUGGUGGUCACAGUGACUCAGAAAACACAGAACGACAUGACGGCCUGGACUGAGCAAGUGGACCAGGAGAGAGAAGAGCUGCUCGAUAAAUUUGUUGCAGGUGCAAAGGAGAUAUGCCAUGCUCUCCGAACAGAAGGAUUCUGGGCUGAUUUCAUUGACCCAUCAUCUGGACUUGCAUUCUUUGGUCCAUACACAAACAACACGCUCUUUGAAACGGAUGAAAGGUAUCGCCAUUUAGGUUUUCAGAUCGAGGACCUGGGCUGUUGUAAAGUGAUUUGGCACAUCUUGUGGGGGACGCACGUUUUUGUGGGCACACUUCUCACCACAGCACCACCCAACAGCCAGAUCAUGAAGAAGCUACAAGGGAACUAAAGUUAAUUAGUCAAAGAUGCUGAGUCGGCUUGGGAACACUAUUAAUAUCAAAACCAAACCUCACCUUUGAGAUGAUUAGCACAGUAAAAACACACUUGCAUCACAUAAUGCACUUAGUCAAGUUGCCCAGUGGCUGCUGCUGGAAAUUAUUAUUUAUUUAGGUAUUUAUUUUUGUAGAUCAAGAGGCACUUUUGGUGUGACUUGUAUUUUUGCUACAGAGGGAAGUUCUGUGUCACAUGUCCAGCAUCUUUCAGUCUCUCUCUUCCUCUAUGUUGCCUUUCUUCUACUACAGACCUCAAAGGAACUAAAAUGUGACAGCUUAAAUGUUUCACACCAUUGCUCCAUUUAAGUGUGUAUUUAGUAUUUGUUUUUUUUUUUGUCCAUACAUUAUAUUUAAAACUUUUCAGUAGUGAUUAAAAGCCUUCAGUUUAAUUCAGUAUUGUCAGAUUUCUUCAUAGCUUUAUGAUAGGCACAAUAAAUAAUUAAGGAGUAUCA